Messenger RNA from Brassicogethes aeneus, 1054 nucleotides. The record is from the annotation of a GenBank genome assembly. Lineage: Eukaryota; Metazoa; Arthropoda; Insecta; Coleoptera; Nitidulidae.
AAAACAAUAUAAAUGGAGAACUUAGUUAAUAUUAUCCAAAGUUAGCAAUAGCACAUUGUAGUUUUUACACAAUGGCUUUGAUAGCUAAGACAUUUCAAAUAAUUAACUCGUAUUUCAAUGAAAACCAAGAUCCACGAGUUGCAGAUUGGAUAUUGUUAUCUAGCCCUGUAUACACUGUUACAAUAUGCUUAGUUUAUUUAUUGUUUGUAAAGGUUUUGGGGCCUGCAUUUAUGAAAAAUAGGAACCCCUUCGAAUUAAAACACACUUUGACCGUUUACAAUGCAUUUCUAGUGUUAUUCAACUCUUGGUUGUUUUAUGAGAUUGGAAUGAGUGGAUGGCUUACAGGAGAAUACAGUUUUAUAUGCGAACCUAUGGAUUAUUUAUAUAAACCUAAAAAUCUGAGGAUGGUAAAUGUCCUGUGGUACUUUUUGGUCUCUAAAUUUAUUGAACUUCUCGAUACAGUAUUCUUCGUGGCACGAAAAAAGUAUAAUCAAAUCACUACACUCCAUAUUAUUCAUCAUACCAGUGUCCCGAUGUCGGUUUGGCUUGGAAUCAAAUACACACCUAUGGGCCACGGUACAUUUUUCCCAUUAAUUAAUUCAUUUAUUCAUAUUAUAAUGUAUGGCUACUAUAUGUUAAGCGCCUUUGGACCAUCGAUACAAAAAUAUCUUUGGUGGAAAAAAUAUAUAACUGUAUUACAAAUGGCUCAAUUUGUAGCUCUUGGAAUUCAUACCGGUCAGCUGGCUUUUAUUGAAUGUGACUACCCUCGCGGUAUUAUGACAGUUGUGGGUCUACAAGCCAUCAUGUUCUAUUUCCUUUUUAGAGAUUUCUAUAAAAAAGCCUACAAGAAGAAGCAUACUCAUAAAAUGGAAAAAUUAAAUAAUAACUCGGUAGAAAAAAAUGAAUAAAUACAAAAUUUUUAUAAAAUUAUUUUUUACCCGUCUGUUUUAGUUUGUUGUAUUUAUUUUACUUAUGUUUAAUUUGUAUUAAUAUUAUUAGUGGUCGACGUUGUAAGCCCUUUUUUGCCGGUGUAGCUUCAUUUUUAGAAAUUUUA